CUUUUUUCUUGCUGCCCUGCUGGAGUGAGCCAUGGCGCGUUUGAAGCAGCUCGUAACCACAGGGUCAUCGGCCAACACGUCGACGGACAAGCGGCUGAAGAACGCCGAGCGGUCAUCGUAUUUCGCGCGGAGAGAGGCGGCGAAGGUGCUGAGGAGUGUACUCCAAGGAGACGCUCGCUGCCGAGCCGUCGGCUCCAUCAAAUCCAUCGUCUAUGGUCCCUCCGUCAGGAACAAAAGAGCCACCUUCGCUCUUGUCUGUCAAACCCUCAAGCGUGA
Molecule: messenger RNA, 276 nt
Organism: Ilex paraguariensis (yerba mate)
Lineage: Eukaryota; Viridiplantae; Streptophyta; Magnoliopsida; Aquifoliales; Aquifoliaceae
Source: the annotation of a GenBank genome assembly